GUCCUUUACUUCACCUUGUCUCCUCCUUAGACCACUGGUCACAUCCCUCGUACCUUGGGGGCCAUGUCCCUCUUGCAUCAGUCGUCGCCACUCGAGGUGACUGUCACCCCUGCCCAGUCGUCCUUUUUCGCCGGCGAGGAGCUCAGGUGUCUCAUCACAUUCACCAAUCGAAACAUACCCGUUCCAGCAUCGCAGCCUCUUCCUUCCACUUCACGCUUCCCAGGAUCCCUCGACGCAUCCUUCUCGCGAGAUAGACGGACCAUCAGCGAUGCAGAGGCGGUCACUUCCACACCUCCUCCAAAGGGUCACGUGAAGAGUCAGAGCUUUGACAUACGCUCUGCCCCUGCACGCAACGGCAAACAGAGACAAACGAGUAGCGGAACAGGCAUUAGAGAGGAAGGGGAGGAGGAUGGUGAAGCUGCAAUCGACUACGACCUCGCAGGCAAUGUACUGCCCACACGCAAGAGAGUCAUUGGGAAGCAUGCGUUGCCGUCUAGACUACCGUCUGCUGGCAGAGCUGCGUUUGAGAAGAAGCAUACAAAGUCUGCCAGUGUAGCCGCCCUUCCCAAUCCUACAGCAACAUCUUCCCCUGCGCAAGCGCCAAAUCCUCGCAACAAAGCAGCCAUAGGGUUGGGUUAUCCGAGCACUGCUGGCUCAGGGCCCAGCGCGAACACCCUAGGGGCAUCGCGGCCUGUACCGGGAGCAUCAGACACAGUGAAUUCGAGAGGUAAUACACGCCGCCUGUCCACCUCGAUACAGGCCGAUCAUCCUCAUUCUCGCAAGAAGUCUGUGAUACAGGUACAACACGAGGAUCUAAGUGCAGCCUUUGAGCUUUCUAAUGGGGCGCAGGGCUCACGCUUGGGAAAGGGUGGGCAGGCUGCUUUUGGUGAUGACACGACAAUACCAGGAGCGUAUGACAUGACUCCUAGCCAGAGCAGGGACACUUCCCUUUCGGAGAAUGCUUUCUACGGCCUGGGGCGGAACGACACUAUGGAGAGCGUCGUACGCGAUCAGCUCACUAGCUGGAGUCAUGGAGGAGCGCCUCCGAGUCGUAGACCGAGCGCUUCGAACGUCUCCAGCAGCCCUCAAGUACCCGAUAUCGCUACUGGCUCCAGUCCCCUCUUCCCCCAGCGCGGUACUGCUGCUCCUGGUACGGAGACUGUUCUCUGGUCCUUUGCCCAGUUCUCAGGGUCGUACGAAGUAGACGAGUCCCUCAUCAAGCCGGGCGAAUUCGAAGAGGUCAAGCGGCGUCUGGCCUUUGGAGACGCUCUAUCGGCAAGUGGCACAUCAGCACCGCGAGCUAUCGGAGGAGGUGAUCUUGGUCAUGACGAGAAUGGGGAUGCUGCUGCAGCUAAGGGGUGGGCAGCCUACCUUCGCAACGCGCUCGGUGGAGCAGAGGGAGGGCAAGCUGCUUCGAGCAGGCAUCGAAGAACUGGAUCGACGAUGUUGGAGGUCAGGCAGAAGACCAUGGCUAGCAAGACUAUCCCAACUUUUAGCUCCCCUCCCUCCAUCGUGGCAGUUGACUUGAACCUCUUGCCUGGCGAGAGCAAGACGUACAGCUUCACGAUGCAGCUGCCUACCGAUCUUCCUCCCUCCUACUUUGGUAAGGCGAUCAAGUUCACGUACGAACUCGUCAUAGGCACCAAUCGAGUUGACUCUCGCAAAAUCGCAGCUAAGGCAGGCAAUCAACGCAGUCGGCUGAUCAAGAUACCCCUGCGUAUAUACAAUCAUGUGAACAUCGCCGGUGCUAGAGCCUUCUUUGACCUCACGAAUCCUGUCAUCCUUUUGCGAGAUACUGCAAAGAUCAGGGAGGAGGAUUCGGACCUGAAGUCCACAGAGGCAAAGCGGAGAGCGGAAGAGAUGGUCAAGCAGAUGUCGAGUGACUCUGCACAAGGUGUCCGAAGGCAAGAACGAGGUGAACGCAGCCGUCGAGAUCUUCAGCUCUACGCACGCUCCCUGCUAGCAUCUUGCGAGGGUGGUGCAGAGGCUGCAGAUGGAGUAACUACUCUCGAGACGGAGAUGAAACAUCUCAUAGCCAGUCCUCCGCAGACGCUACGGCAACUCGAGGGCAAGACUGCCGCCAAUGGCGCCUCGGUACCACUGAGAAGAAAUUCCAGCGUGUCGGCCGCUGGCGAGGAGGAAGCCCCUGAGUCUUGCAAGAGCGCUAUUGAGGUGCUGACACGAAACUCUCAGAAGGUCUCCUACGACAUCUCCAAAGAUGGCGCGGUUGCGGCGGUGCUGACGCUAGUGAAGAGCAAGUACCGAUUGGGCGAUUCCAUCCUGGGCGUAGUCAACAUCAACAGAGUAGGCGCAGUAGCUCGAGUCGUCAGACUUGCCGCUGUCCUCGAGAGCUACGAGGAAGUGGAAGCAAGUCUAGGCACUAUGACUGCCGGGCGGAUGCAGAAGGCGACUCGUAAAAUUCAUGCAGAGCACCAUGACAACACCCUCGACGCAGGGCAAGCUAGCUUCUCGUUACCUAUACCCAGUGGCGCGACGCCUGACUUUUCGACUAGUGGAGUCAAACUUCACUGGACUGUCCGUCUCUCCUUCCUGACCCAAGUGGCCGAGCACACCAGUAAAUCUGCUCCCCGUCCGCUCCCACCUCCUCACCUCCACCCAAGCUCCGAGGAGGACGGCUUUUCCCUCUACCACUCUCGAUAUCGAGCCAUACCUAGGCUGAGCGGGCCGAUCGGGUCGCUCUUUCCUCCUUCAACUGACGACAAUCGAAAUAAAGAGAGCAAGGGAGGCGAGGAAGAGGAUGCACUGAGGGAGAACUUUGGGAGGGACGUCAAGCUAGAGAUAGUUGAGUGUGCAGUAGCCGUGACCGUCCUGCCGAACAGUACGAGCUUCAAGCCGAGCCCGGUAAGCUUUGCUGCUUAGCCCAGCCUGGCCUGGCCUAGCAAGAGGGAAAAGGGGGAAAGGCUAAAGGGUUGGAUUGAACCUACAGAGUAGAAGGGGCGGGGAAGAGGUUUGGGCGCGCCUGCGUAGGAUCUUCUCUCUGUCACUUCGCAAAGCUGUGCAUCGCACUUCCCAUAUCCAGUGCAUAAUGUUAUCACCAUCCUCAUCCUCUCU
This is a messenger RNA of Microstroma glucosiphilum, 3072 nucleotides long. Its product is annotated as Rgp1-domain-containing protein. Gene Ontology annotation, biological process: retrograde transport, endosome to Golgi. Lineage: Eukaryota; Fungi; Basidiomycota; Exobasidiomycetes; Microstromatales; Microstromataceae. The record is from RefSeq and is a predicted model, not a curated record. Gene Ontology annotation, cellular component: Golgi membrane; Ric1-Rgp1 guanyl-nucleotide exchange factor complex. The transcript has 6 exons. The coding region runs from base 64 to 2880 and encodes 938 amino acids.